AUGAGACGGUUGUGGAACUAUUUUAAUCCUCCGCCUCCCCCGGAGCCUCCGAAGUGGGUCCCCAUUCUUGGAGAGAUGCAGAAGACCCUCCAGAUGGCCGAGUACCUGCCCCUCCGCCCGCUGCCCAUGUUCGAGAGUAACUUUACCCAGGUAACCAACAAUGGGACUCCUGCGUUACUGCACAACAAGUCCAACAAGCUGACUAUGGGUGUCGCGGCGUCCUUGCCUGGACUAGUGCUGCCUGACAUUCUGUUGAUUGCUCGGCCCCCCGAGGGCGGGGAGUGCACCAGUCUCAUCCUAACCAGGAUGAUCCCCUUACGCCUUGCCCGCCUCUAUGUCCACGAUCUGCCCACCUGGCGUCUGAAGCUGCGUCUGAGAACCGGCCGCCACUAUUUCCUGGCCCUGGAUGCCCCUGAACAUGAGCUCGCCUUUCUGUUUGACCGCUGGAUUCGCCUCAUCAACAUGCUUCAGGAGCCUAAAUUUUCCCGGAUACCAAAGAGCACGGGUCACUCCUCUCUGGAUACACCCCUAGAAGGAACGCCUGCCUCCACGUGGCACUUUCAGACCCAGUCUGAAGGCGAACUUAAAGUUGAAGUUGCUGACCACACCUUUCCUUGCAAAAUAUUCUCUUCUCGAAAACCAAAGAAGACCAAGAUGAAGCUGACCCAGGUGAAGCAGCCUGGACAGCCAAUCAAGCACACACUCAGGUCUCAGGCUGUGGGAGACUCUGUGCCUCUCAUCUGGUCACAACUGCAACCUUCUGAGGAUCAGUUGACAGUCACAAGAAACAAGUCCUAUCUAGAUGCCUGCUCUGACAGACCUGAAUCUCUAAUCCAUAUUUCUGACAAGGCCAGCAUCACCAUCCGGACCAUCUUCAGCAUCGUCUCUAACACGAUAAACCAGGCAUGCAGAUCUGAUUCUGAGGAAGACACAGGCCGGGGUGGUCUAAUUGAGACGCCUUCAAAGUGCAUCUCUCGGAUCAACACCGAUUUACCUGUCAUCGUCUCCUCUAAUGCCCUGGACAACCUCCUGUGGCCACAAAACCUUGAAGAUCACAUGGAGACUCAAUCCACCACACUAUCUUCCUUGGACACAUCUCAACCCCCUGCCUUCCACAUCUUUCCACCCAGUCCCUCCUCUAAAAAGUCCAAAGACAAGGCCAGGCCCACAGGCUCAAACAAACAUGUGGAGCCACUGUCCUCCCACAAAGCUGAAUCUGUCCCCACCGAAUCAGGGAAAAUGCCAUUCAUUCUGGACCAGUCUAAUAAGGUGCCAGCUAAGCCUGCUCCCACUCAGAUGGUGUCAGCCCUUCCCACUCCGUCUAGGAAGACCCCAACCGCACCGCGGUUGAGACCGGAGUCUUCAGCUGCACCUAGUCAUUUCCAUAAGUCUCAGCCUUCUGUUCCCCAGAAGACCCCAACUAUCCCUGGACACCCCCAGAAGCCCCAGGUUAUAACUGCCCCAACCCAGAAAGCACCUGCACGAUCCCAGAAAUCCAUGCACCCCAAAAAGGACCAUCUACUCGUAGAUACCCCAUCUCAGAAGGACGCAGUUGCCUGGUACCAGAAAGCUCUCGACUCACAGGCCCCUGUGGAUCCAAGGACAUUGCAAGGAGGAGACAUGCUUGAGAGAAAGACCGAAGGGAAGCAGGAACCCGUGCUGUUAGUGGGAGGGCAGAAUACAAAGGUGGUAGACGUGAGGGCCCAGGCCGUGUCCCUGCAUCUGCCCUUCGCCACUACCAAGAAGCAGUCCAAAGAGAUCUUGAUUAGCAAAACCCAAGAGGUCACUCUGGAUGCCCUGAAGGGCAGAGAGAAGUUGGAGAACAGGGCCCACAAGAUGGAAGAGGAGAUAACUGUGAACUUGCCUGAUCUAAAGUCCAGGGAGACAGAGAUGCAGAAGCAGUGGGUCUUGACCAAGGAGGUAGCUGUUGAGGGCCCCUACGCAGAGGACAAUAGGCCCUUCUCUGCGGAAGGGCUCGCCCUUGCCAAGAUGAUGAUUAUGGCCAACUCCAAACACCAGCAACUGAAGCCAGCUACCAUGUCUCUGCCCCCCUCGUUCUCUAUGACUUCCAAGGUGUCUUCUAUGUCUGUGUUGGCCAAUUUGCCCUUUAACACCAGCCAGAUGACCUUUCCAGAUGGGACACAAGUAGUAGUCAUAGAACAAUCGGGGUCCCAUACUAAAGUGGGUCAGGAGAAUACACGGCACCGGACAGAGAAGCCGCGUCCUGAGAACUUGCCAAGUGCUUCCCGGGAUCCCAUAAGUUUGGGUGGCAUGUCAGAGUCAAUGACACCCUUCACCUACACAAUAUCCCCUACCUCUGAGACAGAGACCUCAGUCAGGGUGCCCCAAAAGUCUGCAGUAAAACACCAAGGACUCAAGGCACAAUCACAGCAUCCUCCUUUGGUGGUGACAGGGUCAACCUCAAAAAUUCUCCUUCCUGUUUUCUUGCGAACAGAGAAUAAGGGGAGAACGACCACAAAAGCUGAGGUGCCAGCGAAGGAAUUCGGUACCCAUCAUACUCAGGCAGCUUCCUCUCAGUCCUGCUUUCUCGUUUUAUUCAGUCUGGCACCCAGACUGCAGAAUAGUGCCACCCACAUUGAGAGUGGGCCUCCCCACCUCGAUUAA
Messenger RNA from Apodemus sylvaticus (European woodmouse), 2625 nucleotides. It is a transcript of the gene Garin5b, whose product is annotated as golgi associated RAB2 interactor family member 5B. The transcript has 11 exons. The record is from RefSeq and is a predicted model, not a curated record. Gene Ontology annotation, cellular component: nucleus. Bases 1 to 2625 code for a protein of 874 amino acids. Lineage: Eukaryota; Metazoa; Chordata; Mammalia; Rodentia; Muridae.